GCCCCUUUCCUUUCUAAUCCCGCACGCGAGCGAGCCCCUUCCGUCGCGAUUCCAUGCAAGUCCCGGGCUGAGCUCCCGCUCGCGGUCUUCCUCCUUCUCCCACCCUGAUCGCGAGCUUCACUCCCUUCCUGACGAGCUCUGGCCCCUAUCCGAGACACCGGUGAUCAUUCCUUGCCCUUCCGUUCUUUGUAAGCCGCAACCCCGGUCAGGCAGCAGGGCGGCAGCAGGGGAGCCUGCCAAUUUCCUUCCUUUCUUCCUACCAGAGAAUCCUUGAGCGGAGAUACUCCCCUUCCUGUGGUUUGGAUCCGAGCAGCUUGUUUGUCGAUCCGGCCGCAUCACCGGGCCUUUUCCUAUCCCGAUUUGGAUUCUAGAUUUAGGGCAGCAACUGUUGGGCCUUUUAGCAUCGUCUUCUUUCAAGUUGGAGGUCGUCCAGAUUUUUGUUUGGUUUUGGAGAGCUCUUGUAAUAAUUAUAAGUCAGUUCGAUCUUAUAUAUAUACUGGGGAAUUGGUUUAUGCAAUAUGAGAAGUCACAAAGACCUUUUGCUGCUUACAUAUUCAUCAGAGCUUCAGAAUGGGGAGCCCAUUUUCUUCUCAUCGAAUUGUUUGCCUAUAAAGGCUACCAAUUUUGAACCAGCAGGGCAUUCAUUUCAUUCUGCUGCACUUAAACUAUCAGGGUUUUGUGAUGAUGAUGAUACAGAAACAGAUACCCAAAGUGUUCUAUCUGAUGAUCGAUCAUCCCAAGAUUACUUACCAACCUCAGAUUCUUAUGGAAGCAAGGGGAAAAAGAAAUCUAGCAGUGGAAGCAAACAGAAAGACCAUUAUUCGCUACUUGGCCUAGGGCAUUUGCGGUUUCUAGCUACUGAGGAACAAAUACGAAAAAGUUACCGUGAGACUGCUUUAAAGUAUCAUCCUGACAAACAGGCUGCACUUAUUUUUGCAGAAGAAACAGAAGAGGCUAGACAAACUAAGAAGGAUGAGAUUGAAAGUCACUUCAAGGCCAUUCAGGAAGCAUAUGAGGUUCUAAUAGAUCCAGAGAAACGAAGGAUAUAUGACUCCACUGAUGAAUUUGAUGAUGAUAUUCCAACUGACUGUACUCCGCAGGACUUCUUUAAAGUCUUUGGUCCGGCAUUUAUGAGAAAUGGGAAAUGGUCAGUCAAUCAGCCGAUUCCUUCACUUGGAGAUGAUAACACUCCUAUUAUAGAUGUAGACAGUUUCUACAAUUUCUGGUAUACUUUCAAAAGUUGGAGAGAAUUCCCUCAUGCAGAUGAUUUUGAUCUUGAGCAAGCUGAAUCUCGUGAUCAUAAGAGAUGGAUGGAGCGACAGAAUUCUAAGUUAAGAGAGAAGGCUAGGAAGGAGGAAUAUGCACGAGUUAGGACCCUCGUUGAUAAUGCUUACAAGAGAGAUCCUCGAAUUUUAAGGAGGAAAGAGGAGGAAAAGGCCGAGAAACAGAGAAUAAAGGAGGAAAAGUCAAUGGCCAAGAAGUUGUACGAAGAAGAAGUGCGAAGGGCUGCUGAAGAGGAGAGACAGCAAAAGGAGGAAGAGGAGAGGAAGAUAGCAGAAGCUGCUCUUAUACAGAAAAGAAUGAAGGAGAAGGAGAAGAAGCUCUUGCGCAAAGAAAGGAGUCGUUUACGUACACUAUCUGCACCAUUGAUUUCCGACAAUCUGCUCGGUCUUUCUGAUGAUAUUGUGGAAAGUAUAUGCAUGUCAUUUAAGGUGGAGUCACUCAGACUUUUGUGUGACAACAUGGAUGGUAAAGAGAAAAUGGAGAAAGCUAAAUUGCUGAGAGAUGCAUCAGAUGCUACAAAACUUAGUGGAAAUGUACAGAUGAUUAGUCUUCAAGAUCGUGAUCUGAAACCUAACAGAACUACUGCUGCACAAGUCAAAGUGGAUCAUACAGCGAACAACUUUGAGAAGAAAGACAAGCCAUGGGAAAAAGAAGAGAUUGAAAUGCUCAAGAAAGCCAUACAGAAGUAUCCCAAGGGAACUUCGCGCAGAUGGGAGGUCAUUUCAGAAUACAUUGGUACUGGGAGAUCUGUUGAAGAGAUUCUCAAGGCAACAAAAACAGUCCUCCUUCAGAAGCCUGAUUCUGGAAAAGCUUUCGAUUCCUUCCUUGAGAAGAGGAAACCAGUGCAAACUAUCUCAUCGCCUCUAUCAACCAGAGUGGCAGUAGAUGAGGCGUCUCCCAUCGAGAAAAAGAUCGAUGGUGUGUCCUCAACCACACCACCUAAACACUCUACAAGCACCAAAGGAAGCGAGAAACCUGGAGAGGUGCUUCCUUCUACACCAGAACAAGAUACUUGGACAGAAGCUCAAGAAAGAGCUCUUAUCCAGGCUCUCAAAACAUUCCCGAAGGAUGUAAACCAACGGUGGGAGCGUGUUGCUGCUGCUGUUCCUGGCAAAACUAUGGUACAGUGCAAAAAGAAAUUUACUUUGAUGAAGGAGAGCUUUCGAAACAAGAAAAGCACAGAAAACUAAACUAGUCUGCAACCACCUCAUCUUUUUCUUGUGAAGCUGAAUUACAGUCAAAAAACAUCUGAGAGAGGUAUCAGAUCUUGCCAUGAAAUUUUCCUAUACAUGCCACAAAAAUGGAAAAAAGAGAAACCCUGGCAAUAUCCAACCCUGAUAUGACAGCACCCACCAUUUUCUCUUAAUUGAGAAAAAAACAUUCAUAUUUUUUUACUAGAGAGAAGCCUACAGAUUCACAUGCCAUCAUUUUUAUCAUUAUGAUAUAUUGUUAAAAGAACCAUAUAAAUAACUCGUCAUCUUUGGUAGACAAGCUACUACUAUUACAGCUGUGAUAUCUGAGAGUUCAAGAAUCUAAUUGGUUUAUGAUAUUAUUUCA
Zingiber officinale is the source of this 2841-nucleotide messenger RNA. Its product is annotated as dnaJ homolog subfamily C member 2-like. The record is from RefSeq and is a predicted model, not a curated record. The transcript is spliced from 3 exons. Gene Ontology annotation, cellular component: cytosol. NCBI's taxonomy places the organism in Eukaryota, Viridiplantae, Streptophyta, Magnoliopsida, Zingiberales, Zingiberaceae. Gene Ontology annotation, molecular function: ribosome binding; Hsp70 protein binding. Gene Ontology annotation, biological process: 'de novo' cotranslational protein folding; regulation of translational fidelity. The coding region runs from base 519 to 2474 and encodes 651 amino acids.